This is a messenger RNA of Thermothielavioides terrestris NRRL 8126, 3819 nucleotides long. RefSeq lists its product as uncharacterized. NCBI's taxonomy places the organism in Eukaryota, Fungi, Ascomycota, Sordariomycetes, Sordariales, Chaetomiaceae. The coding region runs from base 429 to 3470 and encodes 1013 amino acids. The transcript has 5 exons. The record is from RefSeq and is a predicted model, not a curated record.
UGCGUGCUCCUGCACCUGCAGAAUCCCACCGAGGACCGGCCGCAGCAGUUCUGCGGAGGGGUCGCCUCCGUUGUGGAAAAUCACGACCACCUCACUUCUCGAUUGGCGCGUUCUAACCCUAGAGACCUGAAACAGCACGCACGGAUACGCCGGUCAUCUUCUCGGUUUGACGACCUCAGUCAGAGGAGGAAUGGCUUGAAUACAGAUCGGAGUUCUGUUCGGUGGAUGGAAUUGCUUCCACCGUCGGAGGCGCAGCAAGCUCUUUCGAGUUUUGAGCCGUUGUGGGCCACUCCUCCAGGCACCGCAGUGGACGCGCUGUCUCAACUGCCCGAAACCAGUGCCCUACCCCACUUUCGCUCUCCUCGCGACUCCAGCACGCACGCGCGGCGGCCCGCUCCGGGGCCCUGCACCCUGAAGCAAUUGAACCCAUGGAUGCGCACUUCCACGAUGAUGGCGCGGCCAGCCGGUUCAGUGCCCUCGGCCAAGAUGUCGCCGCUGUUCAGGCGCUUGGAGACCCCACGGAUCUCGAUUUUGACUUCGACAACUUCUGGUCUGCGGGCGUCAUGGACCUUGAGCCCGAUCUCAGCCUGAACUACGGUUCCCAGGCCACGUCCUUCCCCGCAGAUCUUCUGUUCGCCGAGGACGAAGGCGUCUUGCCGAGUCUCUCCGGCUACGAUGGCCAGCCUCCAUCCACCUCUACCGCCAGCACCAUGCCGGUCGUCCAGCGGGCUCAACCCUCCCCCACGCCCACCGAUUUUUCAAUGUCGCGCUGUGAUGCAGGGUCCGAGGAUUCGAAGCACCUCGACGACGGCGCGCACGGCCACGGCAUGGCGCACCAGCGGUUGCGCCGGCAAUUGUCUCUUCUGUCCAAGGGCUGGGCCGGUGAUGAGAUCAGGUUCAAGAAUUGCGACCCCGCCAAGGCCGUCGUCCUGCACAGCCUGGCCAUGGAGCUGGGCUUGGGUUACAGCCACGAUGUCAGGAGUCGCGAGGUCGCCAUGUCCCGGCUCAACCAUGCUCCCCCGCAAUCACAACCGCCGCUCGCCUCCGGAUCUCUCGCUUCCUCGCUUUCCCGUUCCUCCACGGAGCUUGAUUCUACUCUUUGCCUGCCUGACCUGCCCGUGGUUCCAGAGUUCCUUCCGAUCCCCGAGAGCGCAGUCCCGGACACCUACGGCCCGAGCCUUCUGCCCUCGCAACCAACCCCACCCAAAACCGUCCCGACGGACCAGCCAUUAGCACGGCGCCCGAGCCGCAGCGAACGCAUCAUAUCAACCCUCAAGACGUCCAUUUCCAAAGGCGGACGACGAGGGCCCCUGAGCGAGAAUGGCCGGCGGGAUAUGAGGGCCCUGGAAGGCGCUGGCGGCGCUUGCUGGAGAUGCAAGGUCCUCCGCCGCAAAUGCGACCCUGGCGGCCCGUGUAGGUGCUGUCUGCAGAGCGUCCCCACUCCGCAUCUCGGGGAAGAUGCGCCUCUGUGGCCGCUGAUCGGCUGCCGGCGAGGUCCUCUCCGGGAUUCGGUCCCGCCACAACUGCUGUGUCCCGGCUCGACCCGGCCAUGCGGCCUUGAGGCUGGGGAAAGCCCUGCUGUGUCCCAGCGGUGCCGCUCUGUUGACGCGGCUGACCGAUGUCUCCUCGCUGCCGAAAGCCAGAGACUGGCCGACAUGAAGGCCGUUUUCGAAGGCGCAUCACACAAGCUUUCGAUCACGGACCAUAGUCUUCACAAUUCCUUCUGCGCUUUCAUCGAAACUGGGCGAUACCGCGACCGCGACUCGCUCCAAAGAAGCUACUCGUCGGGGGGUAAAGCGUUCACGUACACCGAGCUGAUCGCCGUGAUCGCCUGGGAGCUAGCAGAAAACCAAGGCCUCCUUUCCUUGCUCGAGAUCAAAUCGUGGGAGAGCUUCAUGCGGAUGCUAGAAGCCGCGUGCGUUUACGAAUCAGAGGUUGGCCAGACCUCCCUGGUGAUUCUCUCCAUGGUCUGCCUCAAACACUGUCUCGAAGCACUGCGGCUCCACGCAGCAAAUCUUCUCUCACCCGAGGCCCACGAAGAUUGCCGCCGCGGCCAGUGCAGAGUCGAGUGCAUACGCAACCUCAGCUCGAAAGUUGCAGCUUAUGUCGACGAGCUGUCCUCCGUCAUCUUCAACAAGGAAAACAUGCGGGAUCGCCGCUGGUGGCUUUCGACCUUCUACAGCUUCCAUAUCCAGGGGCCUGUGCGGCAUGCCUUGAUCGCCAUCGAAAGGCAGCUCCGCUUCCAGUCCGCCGACGACGUGCCGGCCGAAGAACUUUCAGCCACCCAGUACCUGCACCUGCCUGCGGUAUUGUUCACCGCUGCGUCGGCCAAGUACGAUCCUCUCCUGGACGGGAGAUUGCACUACGCCCUAACCGAUAGUUCGGUAAUCCCGGAGGCUUCGGUCCCAGAGCUUCAUCAUUCAUCUGCACGGGUGGCUUUUGAGGUGGAUAAGUGGCACGAGGCCGGCAUCAGGUCACCGUAUCAAUUUCUCAGGCGACUUCUUCAAAUCGGUUCUCUAGACUUCCCUGAUUCAGGGCCUUUCGCCCCGGGCAUGUCAGGGUCGAGAUCCCCCAUGGCCAUCGACACCCCAUCCGCGGCUCACGCCAAGAUCGAACCGCCGAUCUCCCCCAGGCUUGUUGGUGGGCGGGAUAGCCUGGCCUUCCAGCGGCCGUUCCCCGGUCACGGUAAGAGGGAUUCGAUCGGUAGCUGUUACUCGGCGCAACCCUCGAGCAUGUUCUCCAACCAGAGCUCGGACAGCUUGCCACGGACCUUCACAACCGAUAUGACGAGCUUGUACGAGUCCUCCUUGGUUGCCAGGAUGUCCUUCUCCGGCAGUGUCACGAACCUGAAUGCCGACCUGGGCGUCGACCUCGGCACUGUCGAUCCAACAGCGCUGUUCUCGGGUCAGCAUAACGGCUCGUCGCAAUCACUGGAUCAAAUACUGCGAGAGAGUGCACUGAAGAAGGAACCGCCAGCUGUCGGCCAAGACCCCACCUUCGUCUGCAGCUGUUGCCCCAGGGCACCGAGGCAGUUCCACACGAGGGAGGAAUUAGCACUUCACGAAGCCGAGAAACCCCAUCCGUGCUCGCAGUGCAAGAAGCGCUUCAAGAGCCCCACUGAGGCCGAGCGGCACAUCAACGCCAUCCACGUCAAGUCCGACUUCUGGUCCUGCAAGGGGCUCGAGAACCCGCUGCUGGCGUUCCACGCCGACGUGUGCGAGGGCGUGGUCUGGGAUCUCUGCGGCUUCUGCGGCGGCGGCUUCGCCCGCACGGCCGACGGGCAGCGCGACGAGGCGAGCCUCGUCGACCACGUCGAGUCGGUGCACCACGUCGGCCAGUGCGACCGCAACAAGAACUUCUACCGCGCCGACAACUUCCGGCAGCACCUGCGCAACUCGCACGCCGCGGCCACGGGCAAGUGGUUGAAGACCUUGGAGAGGGCGUGCUGGAGCACGACCGAUGCGGUGUAAUGCGUCGAUGGCUAAAGCGAUAAUAGGGGUUGGUGCCCCUACCGGCGUUCAUAAAGUUUUGGAUAUAUUUUCCUGGGAUAUUAGCGAGUAUCAGGCGUUCUGGAUACUGCGAUACAGCGCGCGGGGCCGGUACUUCCCACGCGACAAGAAAGCAUUAAUACUCCAUGUUCGAAUCUCAGAAACCAUGUUGCAAGCAGAUUAUACUGUCUGCACUCACUCACCACCAGGGGCACCCAAGAGCAUUAAGUGGAGAAUAGAACUAUACAAUUAGAUCCUCAAAAGAGAGGAAUAACAUUAUAGCCCUGAUCCCGGGCCUGAAGAAGGAAGGUAGUUGGCUACGAUAACCCCC